UGUGGAAGCAGAGACCUGAAACGGGGCCUCAGCCCUGAGAGAUGGAUCGGUACCUACUCCUAGUGAUCUGGGAGGAAGAAAAAGUCCCGUCGGCGGCGGGUGCGGUGGCGGAGCAUGGGCCAGGGGCUUCGUCCUCUGAGGGUACCGAGAAACAGCCAGACUUAAGAGCAGCAAAUGUUUAUCACUUCCUGAAAAGAAGCAUUAAUGCUUCAAUUAAUCUAGAAGAUAGUACCUUCCCUGGCUGUUUGGUAGGCGGUAUACCAGGUUCCAGGAAGUGGUUCUUUGCAGUGCAGGCAAUAUGUGGAUUUUAUCAGUUUUGUAGUUCUGACUGGGAAGAGAUACAUUUUGGUGUGGAAAAAGAUGAAAUUGAAGAUGUUCUUCAAAGAAAUAUCGAAGAAUGUUUGAGUGCUGUUGAGUGUUUUGAGGAAGAAGAUAGCAAUAGCAGGGAAUCAUUAUCCUUGGCUGACCUAUAUGAAGAAUCUGCAGAAAAUUUGCAUCAGUUAUCAGACAAACUUCCUGCUCCUGGUAGAGCAAUGAUAGAUAUAAUACUGUUGCCUUCUGACAAAGAUCCACCUAAAUUGAGAGACUGUUUGCCUACUGUAGGAGCAUUAAAACAUUUGAAGGAAUGGUAUUCAGCAAAAAUUACCAUAGCAGGAAAUCAUUGUGAAACAAGUUGUCAGAAAAUUGCCGAAUACCUUUCUGCUAAUAUUGUGUCUUUACAAGAUCUCAGAAAUGCUAUUGAUUCAAAGGAGUUAUGGAGGGGAAAGAUUCGGAUAUGGGAAAGGAAGUUUGGAUGUGAAAUUAGUUUUCCUGAAUUUUGUUUAAAGGGAGUCACACCUAAGAAUUUUAGUACAUCUAAUUUAAAAACUUGCUUUCUUGACAAAAAGAUAAUACCAUCAAAGGCUAAGAGUAUUUUGCCAAAGGUUUUUCAUUAUUAUGGCCCUGCUUUAGAAUUUGUGCAGAUGAUAAAAUUAUCAGACCUACCUUCCUGCUAUAUGUCAGACAUUGAAUUUGAGUUAGGACUGACAGAAAACAAUACCAAACAGAAUUCCAAGCUGCUGUUGGAGCAGGUUUCUUCCCUGUGUGGCAAGGUUGGUGCUCUUUUUGUAUUGCCAUGUACCAUUAGUAGCAUACUUACUCCUCCUCCCAGCCAGCUCAGUUCAAGAAAAUGGAAGGAAUAUAUAGCUAGAAAGCCUAAGACAAUCAGUGUUCCAGAUGUUGAAGUGAAAGGAGAGAGUUCUAGCUAUUAUCUCUUGUUACAAGGUAAUGGCAACAGAAAGUGUAAAGCCACAUUGAUUCACUCAGCCAACCAAAUCAAUGGCUCAUUUGCACUCAGUUUAAUUCAUGGAAAGAUGAAAGCAAAGACAGAAGAGACCGAACUGAGCUUUCCUCUUGACCUUUUGUCACUUCCAAAUUUCUCUGGGGAGCAGCUUAUACAGAGAGAGAAACAGUUAGCUAAUGUUCAGGCUUUGGCUUUGAAAGAAUGUCUGAAAAGGAGAAAGUUAGCAAAGCAGCCAGAAGUACUUUCUGUGGAUGAACUCAAAAGUCUAUUAAUACUCACAAGGGAAUGCUUUUUCGAUCAUUUUGAUGCUAUUAUCCCUAAAACAAGUCUAAUAAAGACAGACAACACCUCCAAUAGGUUAAAUGAUUCUAAUCCAGUGGAACGUAUUUCUUCAAGUCUAGUGGAAACCAAUCCUCUGGAGUGGCCAGAAAGGCAUGUUCUUCAAAACUUGGAAACUUUUGAAAAAGCUAAACAAAAAAUGAGAACUGGUUCAUUACCUCGUUCAUCUGAACAGUUACUGGGCCACAAAGAGAGUCCACGGGAUUCAGUCACAUUAUUGGAUGCUAAAGAAUUGCUGAAAUUCUUUACCUCAGAUGGAUUACCAAUAGGAGAUCUUCAGCCUUUACAGAUUCAGAAAGGGGAAAAGACUUUUGUCCUGACGCCAGAACUUAGUCCUCGGAAACUUCAGGGUUUACCUUUUGAAAAAGCCUCAGUAUGUCAUUAUCAUGGAAUUGAAUAUUGCUUGGAUGACCGAAAAGCAUUAGAAAGAGAUGGGGGAUUUUCAGAACUUCAGUCUCGUCUUAUUCGUUAUGAAACUCAAACUACAUGCACCAGAGAAAGUUUUCCAGUACCUACCGUACUGAGCCCUCUUCCGUCUCCAGCAGUUUUGUCAGAGCCCGGAAGUAUCCCUGAUGGAGAAGCUUUACAAAGUGAACUCCGGACUGAAGUCUCCCGAGGAAAAAGGAGAUCAAAAGAUCUGAACUGCCUUUAUCCCCCCAAAAGACUUGUGAAAUCUGAAAGUUCAGAUUCUCUUCUUUCUCAGAGAAGUGGCAUUACUAAUCAUCAUCAUCAUGCAGUGACAUCCAGAAAGCCACGGGCAGAGAGAUCAUUACCUGUGACUUGUCCAUCUCUUCCAGUUCUUAGCAGUGAAACUCCCAAAGUCACUACAAAUGCCAGUUCAGGUCAAAAAAGUGUGCCUGAAUCAAAAACAUCGAGGCCCAGUAAGGAAUCAAGAUCACAGAAACACACACGGAUAUUGAAAGAAGUAGUUACUGAAACCCUGAAGAAACACAGGAUUACUGAGGCUCACGAAUGUUUCACGGCUUGCAGCCAACGUCUCUUUGAGAUCUCGAAGUUCUAUCUAAAGGAUCUUAAAACUUCAAGGGGUCUAUUUGAAGAAAUGAAGAAAACAGCAAGCAACAAUGUUGUACAGGUGAUUGAAUGGGUAUUAGAAAAGACAAGCAAGAAAUAGCACAAAAUCAUUCUCUUUGGAUAAUUAUAAAUUGGACAGAGCUAUUAUUUACUUUUUCCUUCCAUAGUUUGAAAAUUACAAACAAAUUUCAAACUUUAUUCAAAGAAUAGAUGUUACAUCUCUAAAGAAUUUCAUAAAUAUCCUAUAUUUAUAUAGUUUUGAGGUUGCUCAGUUAAUGUAUUUAUAAUUGUAUACUUAUUUUAUAGUUUUACUAUAUUUUAAUUUUUUAAUAUUUUUAUAUAUGUUUACAAAUUUUACUCUUGGUUAUUUAAUUAUUCCAAUAAAUAGAAAAAGAUAUUUCUUUACUUCUUGGUAAAUGUCUUUGUUGUUAGGCCUAUUUAAAUUAAUAAGUCUUAAGUAAGACAUUGCCAGUGGUUUUUCUCAUGUGUUCCAAUAGCAUGAUUUAUUGGAUGGCCCCUGAUUUAGAAAAUAUUGGCAAGAAAAUUCACGCAGUUAGCCAUGUUCCCUUACCCCUGCCCUAGAGCCACCACUGUUGAGCUAUUCAUUUUAUUUGGGAUCAAAAAUGAAGAAAGAGCAAAACUUAUGAAAAUAAGACACAGUGAAAAUGACUAAGUACAGACUCCCAGAAAAAAAAUACCUUUUCCCAUGGCAGAAAAUCUGGAAAAUGUGGAAAAUGCAAAAAAGAGUGGAAAAAAAUUCUAACAUUGUUUCUGUCUAUAGGUAACCACUGUUAAUAUUUUUAAACAUUAUGUUUAAAAUAUUUUCAGAAUUGGUGUCAUAUGUGUGUGUAUGUUUAUGUACGUGUGUUUAUAUGUGUGAU
Messenger RNA from Lagenorhynchus albirostris (white-beaked dolphin), 3534 nucleotides. RefSeq names its product MDM2 binding protein (gene MTBP). Bases 42 to 2753 code for a protein of 903 amino acids. Lineage: Eukaryota; Metazoa; Chordata; Mammalia; Artiodactyla; Delphinidae. Gene Ontology annotation, biological process: protein localization to kinetochore; traversing start control point of mitotic cell cycle; regulation of protein ubiquitination. The transcript is spliced from 22 exons. The record is from RefSeq and is a predicted model, not a curated record. Gene Ontology annotation, cellular component: kinetochore.